AUGAUCUCCCAAAUCACGACCGGUCUUCUACCAGCAGAAGACGACCCUGUGAUCAGCUUCCAGAAGAAAGACCUAAUCAGUCUCGACAUGCCACAUAACGACGCCCUUAUCAUUAGCAUUCAAAUCACUCAAGCCAUGGUCGACCGAAUCCAUACAGACAAGGGCAGCGCAGCUAAUAUCUUGCAGCUGGCAGUCAUUCAACAGAUGGGCUUGGAAGCGAGGAUCAACAAAUCAGCCAGAUCGCUGACUGGCUUUAAUGGUGCAACAACGGUUACCGUGGGCACGAUAGACCUUGACGUCUACUCCCCACCUGUAAUCAGCUCACAAACAUUCAUGGUCAUUGAUGAAGUCUCACCAUACAAUGGCAUCUUGGGCAGACCAUGGAUCGGCAAAAUCAACGCCAUCACCUCUGCCACACAUCAGAAAAUCCGCUACUUAAUUCCUGGGGGCGGAGUCGGCCAGAUCAACAGCGACCAGGCAAUGGCGAGGAAAUGUUCGGCUCAAGGGCUGAAGAAAAGCAAGCUAACAUAG
Messenger RNA from Prunus avium (sweet cherry), 531 nucleotides. RefSeq lists its product as uncharacterized. Lineage: Eukaryota; Viridiplantae; Streptophyta; Magnoliopsida; Rosales; Rosaceae. The record is from RefSeq and is a predicted model, not a curated record.